AUGUAUCCGAAUUUUCUUCUUGUGAAGGACACUGAUUCGGAGGAGGAACUCAAAGAAGCUUUCAAGGUGUUCGAUAAAGAUCAAAAUGGCUUUAUUUCUGCUGCAGAGCUUCGUCAUGUAAUGACAAACCUGGGGGAGAAGUUGACUGAUGAAGAAGUGGAUGAGAUGAUUAGGGAAGCAGAUCUGGACGGUGACGGUCAAGUGAAUUAUGAGGAGUUUGUGAGGAUGAUGCUUGCUAAGUGA
Molecule: messenger RNA, 243 nt
Organism: Ilex paraguariensis (yerba mate)
Lineage: Eukaryota; Viridiplantae; Streptophyta; Magnoliopsida; Aquifoliales; Aquifoliaceae
Source: the annotation of a GenBank genome assembly